Messenger RNA from Blepharisma stoltei, 1434 nucleotides. Lineage: Eukaryota; Ciliophora; Heterotrichea; Heterotrichida; Blepharismidae. The record is from the annotation of a GenBank genome assembly.
AUGAUAAUUUUCUGUUGCUUACUUGCCUUUGCUCUAUCUGAUUCUGAUCAGAAUUCUCUAAACUUAGCAUUCCGCCAAGAUAAAGCCCAAGAAAUUUUUGAUAUAAUUGUUCACUUCAGUGAAGGCUAUUUUAAGAAUUAUGAUCUUGGAAACUAUUCAAUCCCUAUUAGUUAUUCUGGCUUCAAAGGUUCUGUGGCAUUAACAAACAUAACAAUUGCAGAUUUAUCAUUGGAUUUAGAUAAAUCUGGCAUUACUUUUGGCACUCCAAACCAGAUUAAAACAAUUUUUGAAAAUAUAAAUCUUUUGCUUUCUUUCAAAUAUCAUCUCAAAGUUUCAUUUAUUGAUAAAUCUGGAUCAGGAUCACUUGAUGUAUAUGAUACUUCAUUAAAUACUGAUAUCUCAAUUUAUAAAAAAGGUGUGCCUGGAAUACCAGCUAUAUUAUUAGAUUUCUUUAAACUUUCUAUAGGGAGUGUUAAGCUGAAAACAGAUUUAAGUAAUGUCUUGAAUAAUCUUAUACAAAAAGCUAUUGAAGAGGAAAUCCCAUUAAUAGAAAAGCAAACUUAUGAACUAGCUCAAAAUUAUACAACUUUAGCAAAUGAGGAAUUAGCUAAAAUUUCAUAUGAGUAUUCUUUUGAGAAUUAUGGAGUUUCGAUAGAUUAUUAUUUAGCCAAAAAUACAUCUGUUCUGGAUAAUUAUUUUUGUACAGCUUUGACUGGAAAGGUAUUUAAUGAAUCAACAGGGGAGCCAUUUAUACCAUUUUUCCCAAGCGAAUUGCCUGAUGUAUCAGAUGUCCAGCUUCCUUAUCAGCUAUUUUUAUCAGAUUAUUUGAUAAGCUCAUUAAUCAUUGGUUUUUGGCCUUCUUGAAAUUAUUCUUUAAAUACACUUCCUCCGAGUUUUCCUAUAAAGCUUACAACUGAUGGCUUAGCAUUUUUAAUCCCUAAUUUUAAAGAAACCUAUGGUAAAGGAAAAUCUGUUCACAUUUCAUUUGCUCCUGCAACCUCUUCGAGUAAACAAGAUUUUUCACUUUUCCCAAGCUAUUUUACGGAUAAAAAUAUCAAUUUUAAUGCAACAGUUCAAGUAGAUUUUCUAGUUGAAGAUAUAAAAAAUCAAUGAGUCGAUGCCUUAAUUAUGAAUUUGCCUUUAUUUACAGUUUUCCAAUCCUGGGUAAAAAAUGAUGAGGCAUCAAUUACUGUUCAAAAUUUUGAUAUAAGAAAUAUUGAAGUAAUAAAUUCAGAGGUUGGAACAAUCGAUAUCAAUAAUCUUGAAAAAGCUCUUUCAACAAUAAUAAAUAUUUAUCUCCCUAUAUUUAACAAUGAUUAUUCAGAUUUUAAUAUCACAUUUCCAGAAUUCAAGUAUUUCAAAAUUUCUCAGGACUUUUUUGCAGUUCAUCAAGGGUAUUUAGAAGCAGAUGCAGAUCUUGAAAUUAAUCUUUAA